Molecule: messenger RNA, 1914 nt
Organism: Plasmodium coatneyi
Lineage: Eukaryota; Apicomplexa; Aconoidasida; Haemosporida; Plasmodiidae
Exons: 1
Coding region: 1-1914 (637 amino acids)
Source: RefSeq, a predicted model, not a curated record
AUGAAGCGGGACAUUGUUCUUUUUUUAUUUUUCCUCGUCAACGUAGGUGUCCUGUUGGGACCAGUGAACAGUGCGUAUCGCCUAAAGAAGGGUGGCACUAAUGUGGAGGGUGAACAGACCGCGGGAAAGAACGCAGUCUGCCCCAUGGUAAGUGAGAAAAAGGGGAAGAGCGACCAAAAGGGAAAUAUUACGGGGAAUAAAACGAUAGAGGGGGAUGUGGAUGACAAUGAAUGGGGAGACGACUUAGAAGGGGGGGAGGAAAUGACAGAUGAUACAUCUGUGGAAGUGGCAGCCGGGGAGGAAGCAACCGUGCAGGAGGCAGCCGAUAUGGAGGCAGUCGACAGGGAAGCGGCAGAGUUAGAAGAAAAGCAAUACAACGAAAUGAAGCAGAUAAAGGGGAAAGCAACCCAGGGGAGUACGCAAACUUCAGGGGCGUGCCCCAUGAAGAAGGCAGCAAAAGGGAGAAAAAAAAACAAUGUGGUAAACGCGCUGAAGGAGAUAGAAAGUCACGAUAACAGCACAGGUGAAAAAGGAACAAACGAAGAUAACGAAUCCUUGUACGAGGAGAAAAAACAGAAAAUACUAAUGAUCCAUGUUUUGAAAAGCAUUAAAGAACACCUGGAUAGACAGAAGAAAAAUUUCAACAGCUUUUUGUCUUUCCUGAGUGAGUCUUAUGCAAGCUACGAAAAGUUUCAUGUGCUCAAGAACGUGAGUGGUGUGCAUAGUGGGGUGGGUGAAGAGAUGGCUGUUACGUCACAGUCGUUUUUGAGUUUGCAGGAGGAAAGCGCGCCCAAGUGCGCUCAGCAGAAGGGUCAGGGCGGUUUGCUUCGAAGCGGCACCAAGGCGGCUGUCACAAGCAAGAACAGCGGUUGCAACAGUUGCAGCGGUAGUAGUAGUAGUAGCGGAGGAGGAAUGAAUGAGGUGAGCGACGAAGAGGCGCAGGAUGACGAACCGGAGGAUGAAGAAGGGGAAACACCACAAAAUGGUGAUGGACCACAAAGUGGUGAUGUACCACAAAGUGGGGACAUUUCAGGAGGAGAAAAUGUAGACGGUGGAGGAAGCCCCGACGAUAAUACGACCACCAUCGAUGAACAGGAUAAUGACGAAAAGAAACCCUCGGAAAAAAUGAAUAAAAUAAAAAGCGUCCUGUAUGAUAUGUUGAAGUCCAAGGAGCUGUCCUCCAAACAGAAGGAGUACUUGCGGGUGAUCCUACAAAUACUAACCUUAGAGGACGACCUGCUACAAAAGGAAAAAAUGCAGGUGGAGGUGAACAAGAAAAUUAUUGACGUCCUGUUGGGUAAGUCUAAUGAACUGAGAAAUAUAGCAGUGCAUCUGAGUAAAGGAGAAGGAGCAGGAGAAGCAGAAGGAAACCAACGAGUCGACUUGGCACAAAACAUUGUAUCGAAUUUGUUAAACUUUUCGGUUGAAUUAAAAAACACUGGAAAUAUAGUGUAUAAUAACAUACAGGGACAAGGAGACCUCCUGCAGAGCAUCGAAAAAAAUAUAAACAAGGCAGAGGACCAGUUGAAAAACGUGCGUGUGCAUACAGAAUACAAGGGGGCGAAGAAGGAACAACCCACUGUCGACCCGAGCAGUAACGAUGUGGUAGGAAACAACAACGAAGGUGCUACUAGCCAGACGGAGGUUAGUGAGUCUGAGUUCCUUCAGUACUGCGAUGCUGAUGGGGCAGACGCCAAUUCCACUUGUCCAUUUAAACCUGUCUCAUCCUCCAAGAAGGGGUCAUCCACGGCAAACGGCAGCACCGCUGGGGUUACUGAAAAAAACGCAGCGACAAAGGGAACGCAGAACAAAUUCACCCUGGAUGAAACUCUGAAAAAUCACUUCUUUAACAACUUUGCAAAGGACUCCAUGACGCUAAAGAAGCUCUACCGCCUGCUCUACGAUAUGUUCUAG